This is a messenger RNA of Hippocampus zosterae (dwarf seahorse), 1991 nucleotides long. Its product is annotated as digestive cysteine proteinase 2-like. Gene Ontology annotation, molecular function: cysteine-type endopeptidase activity. The transcript has 11 exons. Gene Ontology annotation, biological process: immune response. Lineage: Eukaryota; Metazoa; Chordata; Actinopteri; Syngnathiformes; Syngnathidae. The coding region runs from base 92 to 1750 and encodes 552 amino acids. The record is from RefSeq and is a predicted model, not a curated record. Gene Ontology annotation, cellular component: lysosome.
CAGUCACACAGAUUGUCGAGCUAUGCGUUUUAUUUAAAUGUACUUUCCGAGUUUUUAAAUUUACAUUUUUUAAAAAUUCAAUGCUCAGAACAUGGCGCGGUUGUGCGUCUUCGCUGCGGUUCUGCUGUGGACUAUCUUUGAUUCUGAACCAAAAGCUCUGCCUUCCCUUCCCGAUUUCGGGACUGCUUAUCAUGUAAAAGGAAUGAUUUCUUUGCCUUACGCUGAAAUUCGGGAGCCCUUUGAAGCCUGGUUUGACCUGAAGGCAAAGUCCAGUCGUAUAGACUACUACCAUGGACAAGUGUCAACAUACCAGCUGGGGGGCGAGCAGCCGUGGGGGGCUUCCUACAAGAUUACCCCUGAAACCACCGAGGACGAGCUGAACGUGAUGAAAUGCUUCCAGGUCAACGGAACCAAGGACGAACCCGUCACGACGCAAGCGGCCCUGCCGGACGUGAACGGCUUGCAGUUCCUUAGGAUGGAGUACUAUGGGGGCUCCCUGUGCGAAGUGUGGCAGAACGUGACCACCGUGGGCUACAAGAAGAACACCUACACGCUGUGGGUGACCCGCUCGGAGGAGCGCGCCAACGGCCGGGUGGAUCCGGCCACGCCGCUGCACUACGAGAUGAUGGGCUACAACACGCUGCUGGGCUCCCAUUUUGACAAAUACCUGGUGGACUAUGAGGGGUUCUCCUCUGAGGUGGACCCCGCGGUGUUUUCCCUCCCUGAAGGUAUGAGCUGCGGAGGAUUCCCCGGUCCGGGAGUGGAGCAUCACCUGCUGGCCAAUCCCAUGAAAGAUCUCAUCCACACGUCAUCUUGGGGCCACUCGCGGCGCAUCUUCGUCCAUUUCAAAGACAAAUUUCAGCGUCGGUACAGCGACCAGAGGGAGCACGAGGAGAGAGAGCACGCUUUUCUCCACAAUCUCAGAUACGUCCACUCCAAGAACAGAGCGGGUCUGUCCUUCACGCUUGCGCUGAACUCCCUAUCUGAUCGCACCAUGGCGGAGAUGGCUGCCAUGAGGGGACGCAAACAGAGAAAGACCCCCAACCGAGGACGCCCCUUCCCUUCCCAGAAGUACAGAGGAAUCAAAGUCCCCGAGUCACUGGACUGGCGACUUUACGGUGCUGUGACGCCAGUGAAGGACCAGGCCAUCUGCGGCUCCUGCUGGAGCUUUGCCACCACGGGGGCUUUAGAGGGGGCUCUCUUCUUGAAGACUGGUUCCCUGCAGGCUCUCUCCCAGCAGAUGCUGGUGGACUGCACGUGGGGCUUCGGCAACAACGGCUGCGACGGCGGCGAGGAAUGGCGAGCGUACGAGUGGAUCAUGAAACACGGAGGCAUCGCAACCACCGAGACCUACGGAGCUUAUAUGGGCAUGAACGGCUUCUGUCACGCCAACGCCUCGCAGCUGAUGGCGCAAGUCCAGGACUACACCAACGUGACAUCGGGCGAUGCCGAGGCGCUGAGGUUGGCGCUGUUCAAGAAUGGGCCCGUGGCCAUUAGCAUCGACGCCGCGCACAGAUCAUUUGUCUUCUACAGCCACGGCGUCUACUAUGAGCCGGCCUGCGGUAACACCACCGAUUCGCUGGACCACGCCGUGCUUGCCGUGGGUUACGGCACCUUAAACGGAGAGCCCUAUUGGUUAGUAAAAAACUCGUGGUCCACCUAUUGGGGCAACGACGGCUACAUCCUCAUGUCCACCAAAGACAACAACUGCGGCGUCACCACCGAUGCCACCUAUGUGACACUGGCCUAGAAACGUGUCACUGUCUCACUUGUGCCACACGCAUGAAAAACAAAUAAUACAUCCACUACACAUCACGUGCUUAUGACUAAAGACAUCAAUAGUGUUGGUGUUCAUUUUGAUUUUAAACUACAAUCUGAUGCUGAAACUUUAAUUUUGGGGGACUUUUUGAUUCCACUAUGUGAGUCCCGAGGAAAAAUAAGCUACAAAAUUAAUGCGUUGUUGAAUAAAAAAAUGUUGUCUGUGCCAAUUA